UUGGAGGCUUGUAAAGGAUUCUUCUGCCGUUUAUUGCAAGUGCUGUAUUUGUUCUAAGGGAGUUAUUUCCCCUCCUAAAGAUCUGGGUUCAAUCCUAAUGUAUUUCGUCCUGGCUUCCAGUGAUGAGGUGGCUUCUGCCCUGGAUUCUAGCAACCAACGGCAUUUUGCAGGCCUUACCCCAGAACUCUUCCACGAUGCCACCUGCCACUUCCUCUGUGACGGAGUCUUAUACACGGGUUCAGUACUGUAAGUGGCCCUGCGAGUGCCCCAAGACACCUCCUGUGUGCCAGGCGGGAGUCAGCCUGCUGACGGACGGUUGCGAAUGCUGCAAGGUGUGUGCCAAGCAGGUCGGAGAGAACUGCACCGAAGCCGACAACUGUGACUUCCACAAGGGCCUGUACUGUGACUACAGCAGAGACAGACCUAGGUACGAAAUAGGAGUGUGUGCACAAAUUGCCGGGGUGGGCUGCCUUCUCAAUGGGGUCAGGUACAAGAACGGCGAGACGUUCCAGCCCAACUGCAAAUACAACUGCAGUUGCAUCAACGGGGCCGUCGGCUGCAUCCCGAUGUGCAGAGGCUCCAAGCCGCCCCUGAUGUGGUGCCCCACCCCCAAACUGGUUAAGAUGACCGGUCAGUGCUGUGAGCAGUGGGUUUGCGACUAUUCGAAGAAAAUCAGGAAGACGUCCCCACGACACAUCGCCUCGCCAGUUUAUGAAGGAGAGAUUGAAGCUUGGCAGAAGAACUGCAUCCCCCACACGUCCUCCUGGAGUCUCUGUUCAAAGUCUUGUGGGAUGGGCAUUUCCACACGGAUCUCCAAUGAGAACGACCAGUGCCGCCUGGUGAAGGAGAGCCGGCUCUGUAACAUGCGCCCAUGUGAGGAGGAUAUCAUCAAACACAUUAAGCCUGAUAAGAAAUGCCUAGCAGUGUACAGGAGAGACGAGCCGAUGAACUAUACCCUCUCUGGCUGCGUGAGCAAGACUGCCUACAGGCCGAAGUACUGCGGAGUCUGCGUGGACAAUAGGUGCUGCACGCCAUACAAGUCGAAAACCAUCGAAGUCAGCUUCGAGUGCCCAGAUGGAACUGAAUUUUCCAGGAAAAUCAUGUGGAUCAACGCCUGCUUCUGCAACCUGAGCUGCAAAAACCCCAAUGACAUCUUUGCCGAUUUGGCUCAUUUUCAUGAUUAUUCUGAAAUUGCUAAUUAAGUGGGUCCAAUGCAGCGGUGUGUGUGUGUGUCUGCGUGGGGGGAACUCCCUUCUAAAUCCUACCCCAUUAUCGCUCUGAUUUUACAGAGAAUCAAAAUAAAAGAAAAUCUUUUUUUUUUCA
Messenger RNA from Eublepharis macularius, 1323 nucleotides. It is a transcript of the gene CCN4, whose product is annotated as cellular communication network factor 4. Bases 123 to 1202 code for a protein of 359 amino acids. The transcript is spliced from 5 exons. Gene Ontology annotation, molecular function: heparin binding; integrin binding. The record is from RefSeq and is a predicted model, not a curated record. Gene Ontology annotation, biological process: cell adhesion; signal transduction. Gene Ontology annotation, cellular component: extracellular region; extracellular matrix. Lineage: Eukaryota; Metazoa; Chordata; Lepidosauria; Squamata; Eublepharidae.